Molecule: messenger RNA, 780 nt
Organism: Camellia sinensis
Lineage: Eukaryota; Viridiplantae; Streptophyta; Magnoliopsida; Ericales; Theaceae
Gene: AIP3
Product: ABI3-interacting protein 3
Biological process (GO): protein folding
Cellular component (GO): prefoldin complex; cytoplasm
Source: RefSeq, a predicted model, not a curated record
CUGAUACAACUCAAACCCUUUAAUUCUCUCUCUUCCCUUUCCCGAGUUCCAGUACUCGGUGCAGCUUCUCUGUGUGCGCGUACGGUGUUGUCUGUGCAGUGAGCUCCGAAGUUAGGGUUUUCACUCUCUCUCUCUCUCUGAUCACCUUCUUGAAUCAAACAUGCAACAGGGUGGGGGUUCAGAGACGGAGGUGACAUGGGAGGAUCAACAGAACAUCAACAAAUUUGGUAGAUUAAACAACCGAUUUCACGAACUCGAGGAUGAGAUCAAGAUCGCUAAGGAAACGAAUGAGAAUCUCGAGGAUGCAAGCAACGAAUUGAUUCUCACUGACGAGGAAGUGGUCCGUUUCCAGAUAGGGGAGGUUUUCGCUCACGUGCCUAGGGAAGAAGUGGAGAACAGAAUAGAGCAGAUGAAAGAGGUAACUAGCAAGAACUUGGAGAAGCUGGAAGAAGAGAAGGACUCUGUACUUGCUCAGAUGACUGAGUUGAAGAAGAUUCUGUAUGGAAAGUUCAAGGAUUCAAUCAAUCUAGAGGAGGAUUAAGUUUGUCAAAAUGAAUCAUGCUUGUUUUUAUGGUUACUUGGUGAGGAUUAAGUUUGUCAAAAUUGGUGACUUGGGACAGUUUUUGAAGCUUUCAUGUAAAAAACGUGGAAUUUUUAUGGGGUUUCUCAGUUUCUGGGACUUGAUCCCGGGCUGGUGACAUGGCUUGAUCCAAAGGUCAUAUGCUUUUACCACUGCGCCAGUUAUGUUAAUCAAAAUGUGCAUUUUGGCAUCAUAACAUA